Molecule: messenger RNA, 1833 nt
Organism: Oncorhynchus nerka (sockeye salmon)
Lineage: Eukaryota; Metazoa; Chordata; Actinopteri; Salmoniformes; Salmonidae
Product: sodium- and chloride-dependent GABA transporter 2-like
Exons: 4
Coding region: 836-1123 (95 amino acids)
Cellular component (GO): membrane
Source: RefSeq, a predicted model, not a curated record
UCAGGCCUCAGUAACUUAUUGAUGUACUCUAGAGCCCAUGUCUUUGAGUAGGGUCCUUUCAGGCCUCAGUAACUUAUUGAUGAACUCUAGAGCCCAUGUCUUUGAGUAGUGUCCUUUCAGGCCUCGGUAACUUAUUGAUGUACUCUAGAGCCCAUGUCUUUGAGUAGGGUCCUUUCAGGCCUCAGUAACUUAUUGAUGAACUCUAGAGCCCAUGUCUUUGAGUAGGGUCCUUUCAGGCCUCAGUAACUUAUUGAAGGAUUGUAGUUGUCCAAACUCAACGGUAGCAGUUGGAAUGUGUCUGUCUGAGUCAAUGAGUACAUUUCAGACUCCUGCUGCUUCAGUCACGCUGGCUGAACUUGGAAUAGAUACCAGCCUUCAGAACACAAUGGACGGACAGACAUAUGGGAGAGACGGGACAAAAUAAAAAUAAAGGAUGACGACCUGGGUCAGAAGGAAAUGUUGGUGAUGGUGAAGCAGGGAUGUGCAGGGAAGGAGGGAUUAGCGAAGGUGAGGAUGGAGGAGAGGUCACUGGGGCAGCGAGAAAGGCUUUCUCCUGGCCGUAGCAGGGAACGUGAUGGGCCUAGGUAACGCGUGGAAGUUCCCCUACCUCUGCUACAAAAAUGGUGGAGGUGAGUCCAUGAAGGAGAAGGUGCACUGGUUAUUCAAAUGAUGAUCAGCUGAACAAAUGAGGAACUUAGACCAUUUAAAUGCAUGUAUCAUACAGUAUCAUACAUUAUGUUCUCUCUACCUGAUUAGAGGCCUGUGUUGACUUCCACUCUCAAACCAGACAGAUGAACUCAACCUUUGCAGCCACUGAAUUCUGGGAAGUGAAUGUAUGUGUCCCAGAUGUUUGACUACUAUGCCUGUAACGGAACCCGUCUGCUCUCCCUCUCUGUGUUCGAGGCCAUGGAAUGGAUAUUUGGUGUCAUUUAUCUGCUCUCUGGUGGAGUACCAGCACCUGACCUUCAACCGCUGGUAUGUGUACCCAGGAUGGGUGUAUGUUCUGGGCUGGCUGUUGGCCCUCUCCUCCAUCGUCCUGGUCCCCGUGGGGGCCCUGCUACAGAUCUGCACCGGGACAGGCCGUCUUAGAGCAUUUCCUCCACCCGUGUCGGCUGGACCAUGACCUCCGGUUGACCCGGGAAUAGAAAGACUAAGCCGGAGCACAUGACCUCUGGAGCAGAGAUGGAGGUACUCAUGAGCGCAGCAGGGGAGACCACAGACAAAUGAACUGACACACACCUAGAAAAGCUUCUGUGUCAAAGUUCUUUGUGUACUGAUCAUUUAUCUUAACACAACACCUAGCUGGACUCUUGUAUCCUUACCAACAUGUUGAGAGAAUACCAUUGAUAAUGAACAAUGGCGCAUUUUUCAAUACAGUGUCAUCAUGUUCCAUAUUUGAACAGUGUGUCACCACAAUACAUUUGAAAGAACAUAGCCCAAGCACAGAGCGAGCAACAAUGCAGAUUGUCAUUGUACUAAACAAAACACAAUGUUCUUUCAACUGUCCCGGCUCAAGGCUUAACAUGGGUUACUGGCAGCUCAUGACGUACUUCCUGAAGUCACUCCAGUUUACAUGGUAGCAGUUGUAGUCACUACUAAAGGGUCAUCUCAUUCUGUCAGUUUCUUAUUAUGAAAGACCAUUUUUGGCCAAUAUAAAGCAACUCUUUAACUAAUAGCAUUUUUGUUUACGUAAAUUAGUGCUUUACCUCAAUUACAUUUUAAUAAUACUUAUUAGACAUCAGAAACAUUGGUGAAUUCCCCACAAAAUGAUGCUUAUCUAAAAACACAAAUUAAAGUAGAUUAAAAAAUAAAAAAUAAACUGUCUUUAUGUAA